This is a messenger RNA of Suillus bovinus, 920 nucleotides long. Its product is annotated as opioid growth factor receptor conserved region-domain-containing protein. Gene Ontology annotation, cellular component: membrane. Bases 4 to 744 code for a protein of 246 amino acids. NCBI's taxonomy places the organism in Eukaryota, Fungi, Basidiomycota, Agaricomycetes, Boletales, Suillaceae. The transcript has 4 exons. The record is from RefSeq and is a predicted model, not a curated record. Gene Ontology annotation, molecular function: opioid growth factor receptor activity.
UCCAUGUCGCUUCCGCGCGAUAUUCGUGCAUUUCUCUCUCAUUACCACGGUCAAGCAGAUGACCCACAGGCUUCAGAUAAUCUACUAUUUUACCAAAAUCGACUGCGCUGCCAACCAGACGAUUGUUUGAUCAGCGAGAUUCACGAAAGCUGGCGCAAAGAUUAUAAUCAACUGGAGUACAAUCAUGGUUAUAUUCAAUGGCUCUUCCCCAUCCGGGAGAACGGAAUGAAUUUCGAGGCACAAGCUCUCCAACCACACGAGGUUGCGGCAAUGAAGGAAGACUCUGAUGUCAUCGAGCGUAUCAAGACGUCUUAUGAGUUGAUGCUGGAUUUCUAUGGCAUGUGCCUGCUGAACUUCGAGACUGGUCUCAUUGGACGCUCAGAAGGCUACAGAGCUCGAUACCGAAACUUCUUGCAAGCUCCUCACAACAACCUUCGCGUCACACGGAUUCUCAAGUGUCUGUCGGAAAUGGGCCUUGAGCAUCUCAAUUCAGGGUUCCUGCUCCACGUCCUCAAUGAACAGAGCGAACACAAACAGCUAAAUACCAGCCUGUUACGGGACAGUAUGGAUAGAUGGUGGGCUAACUGCUUGAGGAAUAAAGCGGAUCGGGAGUGGAUCGGACUUACAAUUAAGAAGGCGAGAAACGGCGAGAUCUUCAGCAGAGAAAAGUACGAAGCCAGUCUGCAGAGGCGAAAGGAAUCAGGAUCCCUUGCAGAACCGCAGCUCGAAUGUACCGAUGCGUAGCAGGUACUUUACUGGGCAGAAUGGCAUGACUCUUCAGAAUUGGAGUAUGUCAGAAAUUUGUUCUAGGGUUGCAAAUAGUAGUAGUACCAGACAUUCUAAUCUAACUAGACUCUCGACUGCUGGAAGACCGAGCAUGUCGGGGAGCCUCUAGUAACGUUCUAUGAAGAAGGACAAAA